AUGGAAACUGGAAUUUCCUCUGAAUAUGACCAACCUCCAUACACUGCUGGCGUUAGGUUUACUCCCGAGGACGAGGAGCUCAUACAAUACUAUCUACUAGUCAAGAUUAAUGGGCGAAAACUUCCAUGUGAUCUCAUCAAAGAAGAAAACGUAUAUGCCUACAAUCCAGAAGAGCUCGCAGAAAGAUAUGAUGAGCAGUUCGGAGGCAAUUGGUACUUCCUUACUCCAAGAUACCGCAAGUAUGCCCAUGGUUCGAGGCCAAAUCGUUCUGCAGGAUCUGGCUAUUGGAAGGCCACUGGAUCAGAUACAGACAUCAUCAGUAGGAAGGGCAAAAAGAUGGGAGUCAAGAAAUCUCUUACUUUCUACUUAGGGGAACAACCAGGAGGAACUAAAACAAUUUGGCUCAUGGAUGAAUAUAGGAUUGAUGAAUUCCAGCAACCUAUUAACCCUGAAAGCAUGCUGUUGGAUAGAUGGGUUUUAUGUCGAAUACACUAUGGGAGAUCUGGAUCUAGAGGUGCCACCUCUUCUCGUGGUGCCACAAACGAAAUUGAAGCUGAUAACAUGAUAGAGGACUCUCUUCUCGUGAGUGCUGAAGCUGAUCAACCUGAUAAGACAACAGAUAAUGCUCCUGCUUUGGCUGAAGUUGGAGUUGUUGAGCCGAUAAACAGCAUUUCUCUGGAUCAGUUCAAUCCAUCGAUCUUUGCCAUGAAUUCAGAAGCCGAUCAAGCUGAUGUGACCACAGAUCAUCCUCUUGCAUUGCCAGAAGCUAUACUUUCUGAGUCAAGAGACAACAUUUUUCAAGACCAAUUCAACCCAUCAACUCUGGCGAAUUUUGAUGAUAGUCCAUGGAAUUUCUUCGAUCCUCUAGCAGCACCAUCACAUGAUAUCAUGAAUGAUUUCAGUUUCACUUAUCAAAUAUGUGGUGACUCAGCUGAUCAAUGUCUACCGUUCAAUUCUGAACAUUUAGACUUCGACUCUUCAUGGACAUAUUGGAUGGGUGAGGUUGACGAUAAUGCAAACUUACAAAAAAACAGUGUGGAUGAGGCAAACACACAAGUACAACAAUCUGGAUUGGGUGACUCAACAAUGACAACACAAGAGGAACAGGGCUUGGGCACCUCAACAAUGGACACCCAAGAGCAACAGGGCUUGGGUAACUCAACAAUGAACAUCCAAAAGCAGCAAGGCUUCGGCAGCUCCGAUGAAAACUCAAGAGCACCAGCCCAACGUGAAACACAUUGA
Phoenix dactylifera (date palm) is the source of this 1242-nucleotide messenger RNA. The record is from RefSeq and is a predicted model, not a curated record. Lineage: Eukaryota; Viridiplantae; Streptophyta; Magnoliopsida; Arecales; Arecaceae.